AUGAAGAUUAGAAUAGAAAGUUCAAGAAUCAUUAAGCCUUUCUAUGAACACACCCCUCCUCCUUCAACAACAAGCCACAUUCCCCUUAGUGUCUUUGAUAAGAUCACAUAUGAGGCUCAAAUUGCUAUCAUAUAUGCCUACCACCCUCCCACCCCACCAAAUAUCGCGAUUGAAUUAGGUCUUCGAAAAGCCGUAGGUGUUUAUCGAGAGUGGGGUGGAAGAUUAGGUGAAGAUGAACAUGGAAAUCGAGUGAUUCUCCUCAAUGAUGAGGGUGUUAAAUUUGUGGAGGCAUCGUCUAGUAGCACUCUAAAUCAAGUAAUGCCUUUCAAGCCUUCACCUUCUUUGCUUAGCCUACACCCUAGCUUGAAGGAUGUGAAAGAAUUGGUGCAAGUCCAAUUAACUAGGUUCACUUGUGGCUCCUUGGUGGUUGGUUUUACCGCGCACCACACGGUAGCAGAUGGUCAUUCCACUAGCAACUUCUUGGUUGCAUGGGGCCAAGCUUGUCGAGGCCUCAGAGUCAAUCCUCUUCCUCUGCAUGAUCGUACUGUUUUCACCCCUCGAAAUCCUCCUCUUAUUGAGUAUCAACAUAAAGGGGUUGAAUUCAUGUCUAAGUCAAAAAAAGAACAUUCACUUAAUGAAGUUCAUCAUAUAUCUGAAGAUGUGGUUGUACACAAAGUUCAUUUCACAGUUGAGUUUCUCGCGAAUCUUAAAGCAAAGGCUUCUUCCAUGAAUGGAAAUAACAAGCCUUAUAGCACCUUUGAAAGUCUCCUUGCACAUUUAUGGAGGGUCAUAACCAAAGCCCGCGGGCUAAGUGGAUUUGAGUCAACCCAAAUAAGAAUCUCAAUCAAUGGUAGAACGAGGUUGAACCCAAAAGUACCCAAUGAGUACUUUGGGAACUUAGUCCUAUGGGCAUUCCCAACAACAAAAGUGAAGGAAUUACUACGAAAACCUCUGCCACACGCAACAAAGCUCAUUCAUGACGCUAUUGCAAAAGUAAACAACGACUAUUUUAGAUCGUUUGUUGACUUUGCUAACACCAAAGCAAAGGAAGAAGACCAACUUGUCCCCACCGCGGACAUGAACAAGCACAUACUUUGCCCAAAUAUCGAGGUGGAUAGUUGGUUAAGGUUCCCAUUCUACGACCUAGAUUUUGGUACGGGGUGCCCGUACAUGUUCAUGCCUUCGUAUUUUCCUACCGAAGGCAUGAUGUUUCUUAUACCAUCUUUCGUCGGAGACGGAAGUAUCGAUGUCUUCGUUCCUUUAUUCGAAGACAAAUUGCCCCUCUUCAAGAAAAUUUGUUAUUCCUUGGACUUGCUUGAAGAUUAA
Molecule: messenger RNA, 1326 nt
Organism: Solanum verrucosum
Lineage: Eukaryota; Viridiplantae; Streptophyta; Magnoliopsida; Solanales; Solanaceae
Product: agmatine coumaroyltransferase-2-like
Exons: 1
Coding region: 1-1326 (441 amino acids)
Molecular function (GO): acyltransferase activity, transferring groups other than amino-acyl groups
Source: RefSeq, a predicted model, not a curated record